This is a messenger RNA of Fulvia fulva, 897 nucleotides long. RefSeq lists its product as uncharacterized. Bases 1 to 897 code for a protein of 298 amino acids. The transcript has 4 exons. The record is from RefSeq and is a predicted model, not a curated record. Lineage: Eukaryota; Fungi; Ascomycota; Dothideomycetes; Mycosphaerellales; Mycosphaerellaceae.
AUGAAUUCAGACGUCUUCUGCUACAGCAAUGGUGCAGCAGUCGAACGAGAAAGCGUUGAUUUGGCAGCGUACCUAGAAGCUGCACGUAACGAGAAAGUGGAUGAAAUUGUCAAGCAAGGGUCAACGGAGAAGCCUCAGGAGAAGGACAGUCGCGUCGAGCUACUUUAUGUUAAGCGCAAAGGAGCCAGCUCACAAGGCGAGGGCUAUCAGCCACCAGACGCACUGCCUAUUGAACUUGGCGAGCGCCUUGGAAAGCCGUCGCAAGAGGCUGAUAAAUUUGAAGCUCGUGAUAGAGACUUUGCGGAUUAUGGAGCUCCAGAGGAGGGCCUAGAAGAGUGGGAGGACGUCCUUGAGAAUUGCGGCGCCCUGUACGGCUGGUACGUCGAUCGGCAAGACAACAAGAUCGUACAGGCUCCAAUGCCAGAAUUUCGGCUGCGACACGUUACAGCCGUUGUAGCAGAUUCUGCCAGCAACGACACAUCGGGUGACAAGCGUUCAGAAUCUGGCGGACUCGUCAUACUAACGGACGUAGCUCAAUCGGAACCCUCGAAUGAUACAGAUCAUACUGCGAUGAGCACUGGAAAGAACAACGCAAUCGCAGUUCCAUCAAAAAACGUUGAUCUCACAUUGGAGUCGCCAGCGACGAGGCCAACUGUUGUGGCGGAUGCGUUGAAGAUCAAGCCAAGAUUUCAUGUCAACGAUAAUUCCAAGAUAGAGAUCAUUGUCAGCUCGCAUGAGUUUGAGACGAGCAUGGCCACGAACGACUUCAGCGCUCAGAGCACCGAAGCAUCAGUCAGUGGUGGAUUUGGAGGAUUCGGCGCAAGUGUAUCGGCUGGCUAUGCUAGUUCGGAGUCUUCCACGUCGAAGGUAACCAACAAUAAGUACGAAAGGCCAUGA